AAAUAGCAGCUCAGAAAGCCAGUGUUUUUAUUCUAGCCUUCUUUAAUGUCAGAACAUAUAAAGAAUUUUAAAUAUAUUUCCCAUCUUAACAGAUGAAGAAAUAUAAGGAAGUUGGUGAGACUUGAAUCCUUGAAACUAAUUCUAAAGUUCUCUCUUCAGAAUGAUUCCUUGCAGGGCAGCGUUGACUUUUGCCCGAUGUCUGAUCCGGAGAAAAAUUGUCACUUUGGACAGUCUAGAAGAUUCCAAGCUAUGCCGCUGCUUAACCACCAUGGAUCUCAUUGCCCUAGGGGUCGGGAGCACUCUGGGUGCUGGGGUUUAUGUUCUUGCUGGGGAAGUCGCCAAAGCAGAUUCUGGUCCCAGUAUCGUUGUGUCCUUCCUCAUCGCCGCCCUGGCAUCUGUGAUGGCAGGCCUUUGCUACGCUGAAUUUGGUGCCCGAGUUCCUAAGACAGGGUCUGCGUAUUUGUACACGUAUGUUACUGUUGGCGAGCUGUGGGCCUUCAUCACUGGCUGGAAUCUCAUUUUAUCUUAUGUGAUAGGUACGUCAAGUGUUGCAAGAGCAUGGAGUGGCACUUUUGAUGAGCUUCUUAACAAACAGAUUGGUCAGUUUUUCAGGACAUACUUCAAAAUGAAUUAUACUGGCCUUGCAGAGUAUCCCGACUUUUUUGCUGUGUGCCUUAUAUUACUUUUAGCAGGCCUUUUAUCUUUUGGAGUAAAAGAGUCUGCUUGGGUGAACAAAUUCUUCACAGCUAUUAAUAUCCUGGUCCUUCUCUUUGUAAUGAUUGCUGGGUUUGUGAAGGGAAAUGUGGCUAACUGGAAGAUUAGUGAAGAGUUCCUCAAAAAUCUAUCUGCCAGUGCCAGGGAGCCACCUUCUGAAAACGGGACAAGUAUCUAUGGAGCUGGUGGCUUUAUGCCUUAUGGCUUUGCAGGAACAUUGGCUGGUGCUGCAACGUGCUUUUAUGCCUUUGUGGGGUUUGACUGCAUUGCAACAACCGGUGAAGAAGUUCGGAAUCCCCAGAAGGCUAUUCCUAUUGGAAUAGUGACUUCUUUACUUGUUUGCUUUAUGGCCUAUUUUGGGGUCUCUGCAGCUUUGACACUUAUGAUGCCAUACUACCUCCUCAAUGAGAAAAGUCCCCUUCCUGUGGCAUUUGAAUACGUUGGAUGGGGUCCUGCCAAGUAUGUGGUUGCUGCAGGCUCCCUGUGUGCAUUGUCAACAAGUCUUCUUGGAUCCAUUUUCCCAAUGCCUCGGGUAAUCUAUGCUAUGGCGGAGGAUGGGUUGCUUUUCAAAUGUCUAGCUCAAAUCAAUUCCAAAACGAAGACACCAAUAAUUGCUACUUUAUCAUCCGGUGCAGUGGCAGCUGUGAUGGCAUUUCUUUUCGACCUGAAGGCCCUUGUGGACAUGAUGUCCAUUGGCACCCUAAUGGCCUAUUCUCUGGUUGCAGCCUGUGUCCUCAUUCUUAGGUACCAGCCUGGUUUAUGUUAUGAGCAACCUAAAUACUCCCCUGAAAAGGAAGGCCUGGGAUCAUGCGACAGUGCAGGUUCAAAAAGUGACUCUCAGGUCACCAUGCUGCAAGAACAGGGCUUCAGCCUAAGAACCCUCCUCAGCCCCUCAGCUCUGCCUACGCGGCAGUCAGCAUCUCUCGUGAGCUUUCUGGUGGGAUUUCUGGCAUUUCUCGUGUUGGGCCUGAGUAUUCUGACCACUUACGGAGUCCAGGCAAUUGCCAGGCUAGAGGCCUGGAGCCUUGUUCUUCUCACACUGCUGCUUAUUCUCUGCAUCACCAUCAUCCUCAUCAUUUGGAGGCAGCCACAGAAUCAGCAAAAAGUAGCCUUUAUGGUUCCAUUUUUACCAUUUUUGCCAGCAUUGAGCAUCCUAGUGAACAUUUACCUGAUGGUCCAGCUAAGUGCAGAUACUUGGGUCAGGUUCAGCAUUUGGAUGGCACUUGGUUUCCUGAUUUACUUUGCUUAUGGCAUUAGACACAGCCUGGAAGGUAACCCAAGGGAUGAAGAUGAUGAUGAAGAUGCUUAUUUAGACAACAUUAAUGCAGCAACAGAAGAAAAGUCUGCCAUUCAAGCAAGUGACCACCACCAAAGAAAUCUUAGUUUACCUUUCAUAUUCCACGAAAAGACAAGUGAAUGCUAAUGCUUGCAAGAACAGAUCUGAUCUAGUCUUACAUUGCCUACCCUGAGUGAACGCUUGCAGCAGGUUGUCAUCAGGUUGCAUUGUCAUGGGUUUGCUGCACACAUAGUUCACCCUAACUUAUACUUUCUUGUUUGGACUGCAUCUCCUCAGAUGGUGAAUUAUAUGGCCAAGGGAGCCUCCUGAUCUCCCUCAGUGAUGAAUACCCCCAAAUUAGUAUGAGUGUGCGUAUGUCUGUAUAUGCUUGGGAACUUGAAUGUUACAAAGUUAGUUGUUGUACUAUUAUUGUGUAUCUUUAUUCCAGUGUUGUCAUAAUGGGUGGCAUGUGCUGCAUAUACUAAAAUAGAGAGAAAUCACUGAAUAGGAAAGUGUUCUGCAUAUGUCCUGUGCAAUUGGGCAGUGGUCGCUUUUCUCUAGUAGGCUCACUUGUCUUUUAAUUUAGACAAGCUUGAAAUGCAGUUAGCCAUUAUGGCAUCUGUUACUGGUCAGGAGGAAGAGGAAGGGAGAAGAAAUGAGCCUUUUCUUUAAGUUAUAGGUGCCAGCAGUGGCUUUAAUAUACAUUUUCCCCUAUUUGGCAUGACAGUUUAUGAAAACUUAGCCAGUAGAAGCAUUUAUUUCUCCUGUACUACACAGAGUAGAAAGCAUCCUGUACUCUACCCUGUAGGAUCCCUGGUAACUUGUCUAUGGACUAACAGCCCUGCAAUGUGACUCCUCUACCUGCUGUGAGUUCUACAACUCCAUCAUCCAACCAGUAGCUCAAGGGGAGUACUAGGAUUUCCUGAUUUCCUGGGGUCCCUAAAGCUAUCUGGAGCAUGAAGGUGGUUCCUAUGAUCCAAAAGCAAGUGUAGAUAGUCAUGACAAGGAUGUGCUUGAAAAUUUAGACAUACGCUCAGACAAGUAGACACUAGAUUUCAUGUU
Molecule: messenger RNA, 3052 nt
Organism: Dipodomys spectabilis (banner-tailed kangaroo rat)
Lineage: Eukaryota; Metazoa; Chordata; Mammalia; Rodentia; Heteromyidae
Gene: Slc7a2
Product: solute carrier family 7 member 2
Exons: 12
Coding region: 161-2137 (658 amino acids)
Biological process (GO): transmembrane transport; amino acid transport
Cellular component (GO): plasma membrane
Molecular function (GO): amino acid transmembrane transporter activity
Source: RefSeq, a predicted model, not a curated record